AUGUCGGCUCUAGAGGACAACUCCGAAAACUACGCCCUCUUCCGGGACUGUCUAUCCACCACCCUCCUGCAACCCGCCGCCUCAUCCGCCCCCGACCCGCCCAAACGUCGCCGCCGCCGCAAGAACUCGGGGUCAGCGGCCCCAGUCUCCGCUCCGGCGGCGGACCCGGAGCGGGACGCAGAGGAGCUCUCUGAGUUUGUCGACUACCUCGCUACCGAGAUCUUUGAGAGCCUCCCGGAGGAGCUGCAGGGCUUGGACUAUCGUGUCUGGCGGGACUCGGAUCAUCUGCGUGAUCAGUACUCGCUCCCGCUCACUAAGGAGAGCCUUUCAGUUCUGAACUUGUCGCCGUCUAUUGUCGAGACUCUGACGACUUACAACCUCAUCUCACCGGAUCCCUUUGUUGCAUCUAAUCUCCCAUCAUCCCCAGAAGCCUUUCUACUUCCAAUUCUCACCUCAUACAUCACACCCUUGAUUGAACCCCCUCCCGCCACACGCAACACACGCACCGACGCCUGCGAAAUCUGUCAACGCUCAUACAUCCCACUGUCGUACCACCACCUGAUUCCUCGUUUUGUCCACGAGAAAGCCGUGAAACGUGGAUGGCACCGCCGGGAGGAUCUCCAGAACGUCGCCUGGUUAUGCGGUGCCUGCCAUCGCUUCGUUCAUCAUUUCAAGACCCACGAGGAGCUUGCUAGGGAUUAUUACACAGUAGAUUUGUUACUGGAGGAGGACGAGGUACAGCGCUGGGCUGCAUGGGUAGGGAGAUUACGGUGGAAGGGAGGAAGGAUUCGCUCGGGGAGGUGA
Messenger RNA from Fusarium keratoplasticum, 804 nucleotides. RefSeq lists its product as uncharacterized. NCBI's taxonomy places the organism in Eukaryota, Fungi, Ascomycota, Sordariomycetes, Hypocreales, Nectriaceae. The transcript has a single exon. Bases 1 to 804 code for a protein of 267 amino acids. The record is from RefSeq and is a predicted model, not a curated record.